UGGAGAGGAGCCCGUCCGCCCGGCGAGCUUUGACCGCGGCGAGCGAGGAGAACCCACUCGGCCCAUUCCUUCUGGAGCCAGCGUGCUGAAAGAAACCGGGAGGAAUUAACUAGGGGGCAAAGGAAAGGAAUGGCUGAUCCUCUGCGGAGGACUUUACUAGCGAAACUCCGGGGGAAGAAAUCCAAGAAAGGAGCGACGGUCGGCGGUGGAUACGGCUCUGCUUCUGCUGCUGCGGCGGCGGCGAAUGGGGGCCGAGAAGGUAAAGAAAAAGUUUUGCAAACGCAGCGAGACUCCGACGAGGCUCGCCCGGUAGUGUUGCUCACAGGGCCGGAUUGCACGACAGAGAGAAUGAGUACGUACGAGAAUUGUGUUGACGGGGCGAUGGUGCAAACAGGGGGGGUUGUGAUAGUCCGGGAGAGUCGCGCAGCAGAGUUGCCCGGCGCACGUCCCCAGGAGCGGAGCAGCGGGGGCAGGGUUCGGGUUAAUGAGGAGCUCCUGGGGGUCUCACUUCAAAGAGACGUGCAGUUUGAGGGGCAUGAGUCUAGGGAGGGAGAUAGGGGCCACCAGGAGCCCAGAUCCGCAGGCAAAAUCACGUUAUCUACGAGGGUCCCGCUUGCAGGACCGCAUGUCCAGAGAAAACACUUCGUCUCGGUGCCGCGGCAGUGCAGCGUCGGGGACUCAAUCGGGUUUGGGGACAAUUCAAAUCACGUUUUGUACCGAGCACGGGUAAAGCCACAUACUGGGGUCCCUAAACCACCAGAGGGCCGGGUUACCACUGCUGCUAGUGAUGGGACGGAGCCCAAAGACGGAGGACACUCCCGGCACAUGGCACGGACUGUAGUGACUAUCCAUGAACACAACGCCAAUUUGAGUUUUGACAACAACCAAACUUUGGAGACAAACUCAUCCCUUUGCGCUGCACUUGUGUAUCCAAACUGUGUGUCGACAAACACGGAGGAAAACAUUGUAAUCAGGAAUAUAGAGAGUUAUGGGCCUGAGUAUGCAGGGGACAUUAGAGGGACUGCAGGCGGGCUGCAGAGCCCGACCUUUUUCCCUACAGAGUUAGAAAUAUGCGACAUUAACAUGGCAUCCCUGUGCGCCACAGAGGGGUCACUGAGAUACACUUUAGAUAGUGAAGAUGAGGAUUAUUAUGAUAAUGAAAUUCUGCCAUUUUAUGAAACUAUCAGAGCUAAAAGUGAUGGUGAAAGAACCGAGGUUUCAGAGCUGCCUCAGCUUGGUCAGGAUAAAGGACAGCUUGAUGACAGUCACAGUGCACAGGAAACAGACAGGCUUAGAAACCAGCUGAAAGAAGCUUAUUACCUUCUUAUCAAUGCUAUGAAUGAUAUCCACAUGGAUGUCCAGCAGAUUAGUGGUGGUUUAACAGAGCAGCAGGCCACCUCCUCCUGUAGUAGCCACUCCAGGGAUAGCCUGUGCUCGAGGUUGUCUGCCAAAAACAUGGACAGUGACUCGUGGUCCUCAGGAGGCGACCACAGCCCUCAGCAGGUGUCUGACACUGACUCGCUCCUGCUUUGCCUCACUGGGAACCUUGACUCAGGCUUUAAAGACAGGCUGAAUAGUAAGAGUAUGGUGAACCUGUCUCUGACCAAGAUAAGACCCACGUUACUGCGUUCUGCUAGUGACGGAGCUAUCAGGUAUCCAGGUGGACCCUCGUUCGCAAGUGGUGAUAAAGGGGCCACAGAGAGAAAAGAAGCUGAAAGAGGUAGAGCUAGAGUAGGUGAGCUGUCAGAGCCUCAGGUGCUUUACAACGCCGUCAGCAGCGAUGAGCUGCUACAAGAUGCUGCAGGUGAUGAAGACAGAGGCGGGCAGCUCAACGAGAGCAGCGGCUCGGUCAACAGCCUCACAGGUUCUUCAGACAGCAAUGCGGAUGCUUCAACAAAUCAGGGUCACGACCACAAGCAGGAGCUGACUGAUGUCCGAGCACAGGGAGCCAACUCUGUCAACAAGGGGCACGGCGUCACUGUCAACAAGAUGCAGGAGUGGAUGCACAAGGGCCGUUUGUUGUCCUCUGAGAUGAAGCAGCGCAUUGAGGGCUCGUCUUUGCCCCGCGGUGGAAGCCAAAGCCAGGACCACUGGGCCUGUCCUCAGGGUAACCUCGGUGCGUGUAAACCGGGAAUCCAGACCUCCAGCCGAGGGGUUAAAUCUGUCAAGGCCAAGUCACCACGGCAGCAGCAGCCAGCUUUCAUUGAGAAUGUCCAAACCCCCUGUGUGAAUGGCCGGGAGGUGGGCAGGGCCAGCGAUUCUUCGUCAUGGCGGCCGCCGCUCACCACCAUCACUGUCUCCAAGAAGCGCAACUGGCUGCAGCAGAGCUCUCUUGGGAAGAAUCAUUGCAGCAAAGAUGAGAUGCAGGGAAUGCUGGGAGCUGAGGAGGAGGGCUCCCAUCUGCCGCCACCUCCUCCCAGUCCCUCCCCAGACCAUCUAAGACCCUCAGGGGGACCGCCAUCACGGCCGGACCGUCUGCACCUGCCUCAGGUUAGCGUCAGUCAGGCCAAGGUGUCUCCUCACCCUCGGAAUGUGGACCCAGCCGAGGAGAAUGAUGCAGACGAUGAAGGAGAGAUCUGGUACAACCCAAUCCCUGAAGAUGAUGAACUGGAGAUGUCUCACCGACCCUUCAUUCGGCUGCUGGUGCCCCCUCGAACGGAGUCCCAGAGGAGGCCCAGCAGGGGAGGGGAUGUGGGUCACUGUGGCAGGAACCUGGGGGGCGUCAGCGUUGGGCCGGAGGCGCUCGGUGAUAGCCUUGUUGGCGCUUCAGGAGAUGGGAGUCAGGGGAAUGCUGCGCAUUCCACAGAGGCACUACAUCUGCACAGACAGAUGCUCGCGUGCAAACCUCAGGAGGAGGGGGGGCCUUUCACCAGCAGAGCCACAGAUGGUGCUGACCUGCCGAACGCCGUCGGCUCCCCUCCCUCCAGCCCAAACCCGGCCAAGAAGAGCAGCUCCAUAAACUGGUCCUUCCCGGACAAGAUUAAGUCCCCACGCACCGUCAGAAAGAUCUCCAUGAAGAUGAAGAAGCUUCCGGAGCUCAGCCGGAAACUCAGCAUCAAGGGGACCCCGAGUAGCAGCAACAACGGCAACGGCAAUAGUCAUUUAGAGCCCAGAGCCCAUUCUCCCCAAAACAAUGUGAGCGGGUCAGAGGCCAUCCACCAAUCCUCAGGCCCUCCUCGAUUGGCGACAUCUUCUGGGGGCGGGCAGGCGAGCCGUAAUGUGAUCUCACGCUACCACCUGGACAGCAGUGUGUCCACGCAGCACAGCUUCAGCAAGAAGAAAAGUAACGGCAGCUCAAAGUCUGCCAGUAAAGGGGGAUAUCUCAGCGAUGGGGACUCGCCUGAGCUGGUGGCCAAAUCCGGGAAGCACGGCUCUGCGGAGGGGAAAGCAGGGAAAAGCAAGGAGGUGGAAGCAGGAAGUGGAAGCUCUAAACUCAACGGCACAGAGCUGGACAUUGAUGCUUUCCGCCAUUACAGCUUCACAGAACAGCCAAAGUGCAGCCAGUACAUCUCUGGACUUAUGAGCCUGCACUUUUAUGGCGCUGAGGACCUCAAACCUCCACGCAUUGACUCUCGAGAUGUCUAUUGCGCCAUCCAAGUGGACUCAGUCAACAAAGCACGAACCGCUCUCCUCCAGUGCCGAACUACCUUCCUAGACAUGGACCACACCUUCAACAUCGAGCUGGAGAACGCCCAGCACCUAAAGCUGGUGGUGUUCAGCUGGGAGCCCAUGCCGAGACGCAACCGCGUCUGCUGCCACGGCACGGUGGUUCUGCCUGCGCUCUUCCGGGUGACGCGGAGCCACCAGCUGGCGGUGAAGCUGGAGCCGCGGGGCCUGAUCUACGUCAAGCUGAGCCUGAUGGAGCAGUGGCAGAACUCGCUGGAUGGCGGGCCAGACGGAGACAGAGAGCCCCAGGUGUUUGGUGUGGAGGCGUGGCGGGUGGUGGAGAGGGAGAACUCGGGACUGAUGGUGCCGUUGCUCAUAAGCAAGUGCAUCAAUGAGAUCGAGAAGAGAGGCUGCCAGGUGGUGGGUCUUUACCGUCUGUGUGGAUCUGCAGCAGUGAAGAAGGAACUCCGUGAGGCGUUUGAGAGGGACAGCAUCGCCGUGGAGCUGUGUGAAAACACGUAUCCUGAUGUUAACGUCAUCACAGGAGUGCUGAAGGACUACCUGCGAGAGCUGCCCUACCCCCUGAUCACUAAGCAGCUGUAUGAGGCAGUGCUAGAGUCCAUGGCCACGAGGCCUCUGCGGAUAGGAGCAGCGGGCUGCGAGAACGACCAGGCCGACACGGAGCACACCGUCAGCCUGCUGGACAACCUGCCAGACGUGGAGAGGAUGACACUACAUAAGCUCCUUGACCACCUGAAGUUGGUAGCGUCAUGCCAGGAAGUGAACAAGAUGACGUGUCAGAACCUGGCAGUGUGUUUCGGCCCGGUGCUGCUCAGCCAGCGUCAGGAUGCGUCCUGCCACACCAACCGAGUCUUCAUAGAUUCGGAGGAGCUUGCCAGCGCGCUGCACUUCAAAAAACACAUCGAAGUCCUGCACUACCUGCUGCAGCUCUGGCCAGUUGUAGACCCACUCGGCCGGUCAUCCUCCCAGCCCCCUGCAGCCUCUACAGCUUUGGCAUCAUCUGACCUGCUGUCAGCUCCUCCUAUACGGCGGAGAAAAGAGCGCCCCCAGGUCCUGAACCUCUCUGAAGCGGAGAUGGCGGGCGUUCUGCGGCCCAAACCGGGACGCCUGGACAGCCCGAGCAACCGAUACGCCGGCGACUGGAGCGGCUGCGGCGAGAGCUACUUUCCCUGUGAAAUUCAGCUGCCUCCCAACAAGGAGGAGGCGGACUAUGCUGAUGUGCCCUGUGAGGAUAUGGAGGCAGGUGAGGAGGCGCAGGAGAAGCCAGAGGACGCAGAGGAAGAUAGAGGGCAGGCGGUCACGAGCCCUGCGUUUGAUCCUGCUGAGCAGGAGCCGCCUCAGAGAGAGGAGCUGGUGAACGAGGAGGAAAAGGAGGAAGAGGAGGAGGAGAAGCAAGUAGAGAGUGAUAGUUCAGGCAAUGGGCAGCCAUUAGAGGACAAGGAGGAGGAGAGGGUGUGCGACCACAUCCUGCCUCCUCGUCUGCCCAAAGAGCACACCUACCAGGCUUACAUGAAGAUCCAGGACAUCAGCCCCGUGCUGAGCAACAGGGUCAACCUGAGAGACCUGCAGGAGAGUAUCGACACUCUGAUAGGAAACCUGGAGAGAGAGCUCAACAAGAACAAGCUCAACGUCGGAUACUGACUCACACUCAUAUCUACUCACACACUCAUGAAGCCUGACAGGGUUUGGAGAAGACCUUCUUUAACUGAUCAAGGUGCUUCAGGAUACAUCCACAGUGUUUCAUGGAGAUCCUGCGAUGUUGGCGCGGUGCUGCUGUAAAAAAAAUCGAAAGAAUGAGAUGAGAAGAAAUGCAACGGGGCACUUCUGGCGUUUGUACCUUACCCAUAGACAUUCCGUAAUGUUUUUAUUUUCCUUUUUAUUUUUGUCGGCUGUCUUACUUUAUGUUGUUCCAGUCCGGUUCUAUGUUCCAUGUUGUUAUUGUUGCUUCUCUUCUUAUUAGAAGAACCCAUUGACCCCUCAGGGGUUUAAAAGGUGCCUUAAUUGUGUGAAGGUGGUACGUCAAGAGGAAAAUCCACCCUGAAAUAGAAUGCACCCCCUCCUGUGAUCCUGAUACAGUGUUGGAAACUAACAGGAUAAUCUGGACGAGUCGUUUUAUAUCAAAAACGUCUUUUUUAACAGGUACGAAUCCAUCCUGGGUACUAUGGCCUUCUACUCACUCAAGCUUUUAAGCCUUGAUAGUGUUGGCAACAAUUUUAGUGCAAAGUUACUGACAAACGCUUUUUAAAAUUGAUCAAAAUAUCCCACAUUCUUCCAGAGUCUCCAACAUAAGUAUUUUGUUGGCAGGCUUCAGGAAGCAGCAUUUGGACUUUUGGACACUUCCACAUCUAUGCAGUGGUCGGAAACAUCUGGGAUGCAUUAGGCCUUUCAAUUAAGAAUUGGUUUCCAACUAAAAUAUGUAAUAAGGUAAUUAGAUUAAUGAAAAAUGUGCCAAAAAAACAAAGCAAAACCAAGUCGGUUAUACAGUCAAGGCCAAGUCGAGACGUCUAUCACGUUUGGCAUUGGAGGAAAUAUGUUUCGAUGAUUUGUUGACCAGAGCACUAGUCUCAACAGCUGAAUUGAAAGUUUUGAGCUUCUACUGUGUAUUUCUUAGCAUGUAAAACACUGUGUUUAGUAAUACUAACCAAGAUCACAACAGGAAUAUGUGUGCGUUGUGUUUGAGGGUGGAUUUCCUUUUUUAAGGCAGCAGAGAGCUUUUCUAUUGAGGUAUGAAACACUAAAUGUUGUACAACAAUAAUGCACUUAUGAGGCAGGCAGUAGGGUAGAUUGUCAUUAUAGUUCAUGCAGUAAAUAAUACGGACUGUGGACUGAGUUGAGUUGAGAAACAGCCGCCACUGAAACCUCCUCUUUGAGAUAAAUAUGAAAGAAUAUGGCUUGAAAUUUCUUUACGCUCUGCAUUCUGUGACAUGUUCAGACACCCAGGUACAGGCACACUCACACCUGUCAGAAUUGGAUACACGGUAUAACUUAAUAACUUAUCUCUGUUCACAGAAAGCUGUACAGUUGAAAUGUAUUUGAUCUUAAGCAGGCAACUAAAAACAGAGAAAUUGUGUUUCAUGUGGCAUCAUAUUCACUUAAGGCUUAAGAGAAUAGUUUAACGUCUUGGGAGAUUUGCUUUUUCACUUUCUUGCCGAGAGUUAGAGGAGAAGAUUAUGGAAGCCUGUUACCACCGGUAACAGCAACAAAUAAGAUGAAAACUAAGCUUUAUGAGGAUGAAGAAAAGAUCCUUUAUGCUGUUAUAAUUAAUGAGUUACGCAUUAAAUAAAAGGCUUAUCAUCUCAAAAUAAUUAGACAUUUUCUCAAAAAAUACAAACUCAUUUUGAAAACAUUGCUCUUUUUUAGAGAUAUUCAUUAUUAAAGUCAUAAUAUUUGACAAAUUGUAAUGUAUUCAAUGGAGAAAAAACUAUAUUUUUCUGAAUUAGCAAGAUUUUUUAAAAUUGAAUUAUGUAAAAGUUUUUAUUGAAAAAAAAAUUGCUCUUGUUUUUAUGAAUUCAUUUAAUGCAAGAGUAGAUAUAUGUUGCAUGAAAGGCCUUCUGUGUCCUCUCUAAAUUAAUGAGAUAAUUAUGUGAUUAUUUAAGAAAAACAGGGCAAAUAUUUUUUUCUCAUGUGAAUGCCUUAUGCUUCCUUAAGAUACUAAAUCAUUAUUUUGCAAGCAAGUUUAUCAAAAUAUGACAUACAAGAGCUUUUUGGGAGAAUGGGGCUUCUGAAGAAGACCACUCUUGUGUUUGCUAAAUAUUAAGCAAGAGCUGAAAGAUUUUAGCUUAGCUUAGCAUUUAGACUAGAAGCAGGGGGAAAUGGCUAGCCUGCUUAUGCUCUAUAUGCUACGCUAAUGUUAGCUAAUUCAUCAAAAAACUUUAACCUCUCUGCAAAAAAAGCAAAUGUGUUAAAAACAUUUCCUCAAGAUGUCAAACUGUUCCUUUUAAAUCCACCAACCAGUCACUUUUCUGCUUCUCCCUGCUUUUUUGGCAAAACCUGUGAAAUAGCCGCAGCCAAAAUGUGAAGCACAACUUUCAGAGCAGCAGAGGAAACUGUUGGCGGAAAGGCUUCAGUUAGUACGACUUAGCUAGCUGCCUAAAUCGACAAAGGACGUUUUCAGCAAUCCAGGGAUUCAGAAUGAUCAGUAUUUAACCUAUAUGUAUAUAAUUAUAUAAAUGUAUUCGGAGUAUAUUAUUUUUACAGCUUCUAUUUCAAUGGCGUAUUUAAAUACUUCUGAUGACCUCGUAGUGUUGUAGCAGUAGUCGCUUUUCCUCCCUUCAAGCUACCUGUACACAUGUUAAUGUGCUGGACUAAUGGUACAACUCUAGCUGUAAAAUAUAUGAGAAAAAUCGUGCUCUUGCAGAAAGAAGUGAUAUUGUUAUUUUUAUUGUAUUGUGUAUAUAUUUGACAUUGUUUUGUGUCUCUGGUGGACUAAACUGUGUUCAUGAUUAUUGGUGUUUUGUUUUUUAAAGGUACUGAACGUUGCAUGGUCAAAAGCUUUACUGACAUAAACAAGGCUCUUUCUCAUCUGCCUUUGUAUUUGAUAUUUAUGUGUAAAAAGACUUAUUUUGUAAUGUAUGCUUGUUUGUUCGUCACCCUGUUCCUCCAGUAGAAAGCUUCUCUCCAGAGGACUUAAAGGCAGACAGUGAUUUGGUUUGGAACACUUCCAAAAUAUAUCUUUAGAAAUAUACAGUAUAUUUAGAAUUAUUAUUUCCUCUGCAUGCACACUAACAACCACAACAAACCCUUAUUUAUACAUCAUGCAAACUAAUAGAUGCUGUUUCUCACAGCUCUGCACCUACGUAAUGUGCAUAUAAUUGCUCUCCUUCAACAUUUAUAUCCUCUUCCAUAAAUUUGCAUCUCAAAUGUAAUUUAAAGUUGUAUUAAAAAUCUAAAUUUCUCUUUAAACAAAUGGAAAAAAUAUGAUAAAACCAUAAGAGAAUUUCAGUUGUGAAACCAUGUCACAGUUGUAUGAAUAGACAUGAGAUUGGGUUUGGACAUCCAUUUAGAGGUUGCAUUUUAUUUAUAUAUUUUCCAUUUUAUUUUUUUACUCUCGUUCCACACCCCUCCCUCCUGCAUGCAUGGUGUCUGUUCACAGUCCUGCUGCUUCAUCGUGGUGAAGCUGUGGCCGCUGCUGUCAGUCUGAGCCAGUCUGGUGAAAGAGAGUUUCAGCAGGGUUCCUUUCAAACCAUCUGUUUGCCCGGGCAACAACAAAAACAGCCGCAGCCUCAUUUACUGUACAGAAACCAACAUGCAGAGCAACAUUUGGAUGAUCCUUUUAAAGUGGGAAUUCUUCAGAUGUUGAUUUCUGCCUGCAAACACUUCAAAGAUCCAGUUUGACUGAGAUGGGUUUUUUUAGGAAGCCUUCAGAGUGAUGUGAUUGUGUAGCUGUGGAUUCACAGUUCUUCCUUUCUCUUUCAGCUCCCAUCUUCUCACCUCUCUCUCACAUGUGUGUCACAUUAGA
Centropristis striata (black sea bass) is the source of this 9085-nucleotide messenger RNA. RefSeq names its product synapse defective 1, Rho GTPase, homolog 2 (C. elegans) (gene syde2). Bases 130 to 5268 code for a protein of 1712 amino acids. Lineage: Eukaryota; Metazoa; Chordata; Actinopteri; Perciformes; Serranidae. Gene Ontology annotation, biological process: signal transduction. The transcript has 8 exons. The record is from RefSeq and is a predicted model, not a curated record.